Messenger RNA from Protopterus annectens (West African lungfish), 2560 nucleotides. RefSeq names its product zinc finger protein 260-like. Gene Ontology annotation, cellular component: nucleus. The coding region runs from base 204 to 2513 and encodes 769 amino acids. Lineage: Eukaryota; Metazoa; Chordata; Ceratodontiformes; Protopteridae. Gene Ontology annotation, molecular function: RNA polymerase II transcription regulatory region sequence-specific DNA binding; DNA-binding transcription factor activity, RNA polymerase II-specific. Gene Ontology annotation, biological process: regulation of transcription by RNA polymerase II. The transcript has 3 exons. The record is from RefSeq and is a predicted model, not a curated record.
CUUUGAAGAUGUUGCUAUUGAGUUUUCAGGAGAGGAGUGGAAGAUGUUAAGUAAACAGCAGAAAGAGCUACAUAGGAAUGUGAUGGUACAGAACUACGAAAACAUGAUUUCUGUAGGGUAUCCUAUCCCAGUGGAGCAUCUUUGGGUCUACAUUAAGAAAGAAGAAAACUAUUCUAUCUGCUGUCAGUGAAGGAGGCAUAACCAUGCAGGAAAUGCAGCUUCCUGAUACCAGUACCAGCAUCAGCAGGAGCAGAGAGUGUACUGAGGGCUGGAGUCUGCAGUCAUCGCAGGGCAAAUGCUUUGAUUCUGAGCAUGAUAAAACAUUGUUGGUGAACAUAGAGAUUACAAGACACAGCCUGGUGCCAAGUGAAAGCAAACACUAUAACUGUGUUAUGGAAAGCAAAGAUGAGUUUGGCAUGAAAACUGAAUUGGAAAUGCAUCUGGUACCUCAACAAGGAGAAAAGCCAUGCAGGCUUAAUCACAGUGAUAAUUCAAUGCUUCAUUGUAGUGGCCUGACUGACACUGGCAAAGGAAGAAUGAAUAUACCAGCAAUGCACGAGCAAGUAUACAAUGGAAAGAAACAAUAUAAAUAUGCCGUAAAUGACAAGGGAUUGAAGGGUAAAGUAAAAUUAGCAGCAAAUAACAUUACUCAUACCAGACAGAAACUCUUAAAAUGUUCCAGCCAUGAAAAACAUUUUACACAAAACUCAAGAGUAGAAAAACAUCAGUAUAUGCACACUGGUCUGAAACCUUAUAAGUGUGCUACACAUGGAAAGGGGUUUACACAGAAGGGUACCAUGGUAGAACAUCAGUAUACACACACUGGUGGGAAACCUUAUAAGUGUGCUACAUGUGGAAAGGGAUUUAUGCAGAAGGCUUCCAUGGUAACCCAUCAGUAUACACACACUGGGCGGAAACCUUAUAAGUGUGCUACAUGUGGAAAGGGGUUUAUACGGAAGGAUGCCAUGGUAAGUCAUCAGUACACACACACUGAGCAGAAACCUUAUAAGUGUGCUACAUGUGGAAAGGGAUUUGCAUGGAAGGAUGCAAUGGUGAGACAUCAGUAUACACACACUGGGAAGAAACCUUAUAAGUGUGCUACAUGUGGAAAGGGGUUUGCAUGGAAGGAUGCCAUGGUAAGCCAUCAGUAUACACACACUGGUCUGAAACCUUAUAAGUGUGCUACAUGUGGAAAGGGGUUUGUACAGAAACGUGCCAUGGUAAGACAUCAGUAUACACACACUGGUCUGAAACCUUAUAAGUGUGCUAUAUGUGGAAAGGGGUUUACAGAGAAGGGUGCCAUGGUAGGACAUCAGCAUACACACAUUGGUUUAAAACCUUAUAAGUGUGCUACAUGUGGAAAGGAGUUUCUACAGAAGGGUGCCAUGGUAAGUCAUCAGUAUGCACACACUGGUCUGAAACCUUAUAAGUGUGCUACAUGUGGAAAAGGGUUUAUGCAGAAGGCUUCCAUGGUAACCCAUCAGUAUAUACACACUGGGCGGAAACCUUAUAAGUGUGCUACAUGUGGAAAGGGGUUUGCACAUAAGCGUACCAUGGUAAGACAUCAGUAUACACAUACAGGGCAGAAGCCUUAUAAGUGUGCUACAUGUGGAAAGGGUUUUACAGAGAAGGGUACCAUGCUAGGACAUCAGUAUAUACACACUGGUCUGAAACCUUAUAAGUGUGCUACAUGUGGAAAGGGGUUUCUACAGAAGGGUGCCAUGGUAAGUCAUCAGUAUGCACAUACUGGUCUGAAACCUUAUGUAUGUGCUACAUGUGGAAAGGGGUUUACCCAGAAGGCUUCCAUGGUAAGACAUGAGCAUAUCCACACUGGUCUGAAACCUUAUAAGUGUGAUACAUGUGGAAAGCAGUUUAUAAUGAAGGGUGAAAUGGUAAAACAUCAGUAUACGCACACUGGUCUGAAACCUUAUAAGUGUGCUACAUGUGGAAAGGGGUUUCGACAUAAGGGUGCCAUGGUAGGACAUCAGCAUACACACACUGGUCUGAAACCUUAUAACUGUGCUACAUGUGGAAAGGGGUUUACCCAGAAGGCUUCCAUGGUAAGCCAUGAGCAUAUCCACACCGGUCUGAAACCUUAUAAGUGUGAUACAUGUGGAAAGCGGUUUACACAGAAGUGUGUCAUGGAGAGACAUCAGCAUAUCCACACUGGUAUGAAACCCUAUAAGUGUGCCACAUGUGGAAAGGGGUUUAUACGGAAGGGUGACCUGGUAAGUCAUCAGUAUGCACACACUGGUCUGAAACCUUAUAAGUGUGCUACAUGUGGAAAAGAGUUUACACAGAAGGCUUCCAUGAUAAGACAUGAGCAUAUCCACACUGGUCUGCAACCUUAUAAGUGUGAUACAUGUGGAAAGCAGUUUACAAAGAAGGGUGUCAUGGAGAGACAUCAGCAUAUCCACACUGGUAUGAAACCCUAUAAGUGUGCCACAUGUGGAAAGGGGUUUAUACGAAAGGGUACCAUGGUAAGACAUCAGUAUGAACAUACUGGUCUGUAACCUUACAAGUGUGCUACAUGUGCAAAAAGGUUUAUACUCAAGGGUGA